AUGGCUUGUGCCGCCGCUCCGUCCCAGGCCGAUCAGGACAGGUUCAUUUGUAUCUAUCCUGCUCAUUUAAAUAACAAGAAGACCAUUGCGGAGGGGAGGCGAAUCCCCAUUAAUGAGAAAAAUAAAAUGUACUCUAGAGAGUGGAAUCGUGAUGUUCAGUACAGGGGCAGAGUCCGGGUCCAGCUCAAACAGGAAGAUGGCAGCCUCUGUCUCGUACAGUUCCCAUCACGUAAGUCAGUAAUGUUGUAUAUAGCAGAAAUGAUACCCAAACUAAAAACAAGGACACAAAAAACAGGAGGUAGUGACCAAAGUCUUCAGCAAGGAGAGGGAAGUAAAAAAGGGAAAGGAAAGAAGAAGAAGUGAUCGGAUGUGAGAGUCAAUCAAGUCUGGUACUACUGUGAUAGACAGUGAGCGAAGGCUUCUAAUUUAUAUCUCAGAGAAAUGGAAGCUUAUUAUUUGCAUCAUUUAACCGAACUAUGGACAUCUCUGCCUCCCAGCUUCAGCAUCAGAGUUGACAGUGAAGUAAAUAUACAUCAGAAGUUUGCAUCUAGCUUUUAUGUAGUAUAAAAGAAAAUUUUUUUUUUGCCUUUCAACACAGAGUUUUUGUGGAAGAAAGAAGCAUAUUUUUAAAUGGACAGUGGACUCUACCAUAAGUUACUUGAAAUCCUCUAUCUGUCCUGUGUGUAAACAUGUUUCAGAUAAAUGAGUUUAAUUAAAGAUUUGAAAUACAAAAAAAAAAAAAAAAGAA
Callorhinus ursinus (northern fur seal) is the source of this 748-nucleotide messenger RNA. The record is from RefSeq and is a predicted model, not a curated record. NCBI's taxonomy places the organism in Eukaryota, Metazoa, Chordata, Mammalia, Carnivora, Otariidae.